Euleptes europaea (tarantolino) is the source of this 1678-nucleotide messenger RNA. It is a transcript of the gene YAF2, whose product is annotated as YY1 associated factor 2. Gene Ontology annotation, cellular component: nucleus. Bases 115 to 657 code for a protein of 180 amino acids. The transcript is spliced from 4 exons. Gene Ontology annotation, biological process: positive regulation of DNA-templated transcription. NCBI's taxonomy places the organism in Eukaryota, Metazoa, Chordata, Lepidosauria, Squamata, Sphaerodactylidae. Gene Ontology annotation, molecular function: DNA binding; transcription coregulator activity. The record is from RefSeq and is a predicted model, not a curated record.
UCCUCGCCGGGUCCCUCCGCUCUCGCCAGCCCCCGCCUCUCCCCCGCUCUCGCUCCUCCUUAUUGACAAAUACACAAAGGGCCGUGCCGGGCUGGAGAGGCGUCUGGAGCCGGCAUGGGAGACAAGAAGAGCCCCACAAGGCCGAAGCGGCAGCCGAAACCGUCCUCCGACGAGGGCUACUGGGACUGCAGCGUGUGCACCUUCCGGAACAGCGCCGAGGCCUUCAAGUGCAUGAUGUGCGAUGUGAGGAAGGGCACCUCCACCCGGAAACCUCGACCUGUUUCUCAACUGGUUGCGCAACAGGUGACCCAGCAAUUUGUGCCCCCCACGCAAUCAAAGAAAGAGAAAAAAGACAAAGUAGAAAAGGAAAAAAGUGAAAAGGAAACUGCUAGCAAAAAGAACAGUCAUAAGAAAACCAGACCCAGGUUGAAAAAUGUGGAUCGAAGUAGUGCCCAACACUUGGAAGUUACAGUGGGUGAUCUGACAGUGAUUAUUACAGACUUUAAGGAAAAAACUAAAUCACCACCUGCUUCCAGCGCAGCUUCUGCAGAUCAGCACAGUCAGAGCGGUUCUAGUUCUGACAAUACAGAGAGAGGAAUGUCCCGGUCAUCGUCACCUAGAGGAGAAGCCUCAUCAUUGAAUGGAGAAUCUCAUUAAAAUUUAUUUCCUCCAGGUUCUUUAUUCUUUCCUCUCCAGAACUUGCAAAUACACACAUUGGCCAACAAUUACCACAUUUUCAUGACUUGUUAUCUACCAUGCAUGAUUUGUAUGUUUAUUCAAAUAUGAUUUCUGCAUUUUGUAAAAGCAAAAUGCAGCCAUGAGAUUAAAUUUAAUUGCAAUCUACAAAACAUUUUCAGAUGAACUUUUAAAUCUUCAUAUACAAAGGUGCCAUGAAAAUGUGGUUUGAAUGUUCUUUAUGCAGUGUUACUGGUAAGUCCAUUUCCACUUUUAGUUUAGUGAAUUCUAACACAACUCUUGGACUCUAUACUAUUGGCAUGUACUGAAUUAAAUUUUUUAUAACAUAGUUCAAGCUGCCUAAAUAUGUAUUAUUUGAGAAUUGUGAAACAUAGUUAUAUGUAUGCAAGUCAAAGAUCAACUUAAUCAACUAUUGCUGCAAAAGAAUUUUCAUAACGAUUAUCUUAAAAACACCUGCUGGUACUUGGUGUGGUUGAAUAGGAAAAAUGUUAUUAAAUAAAACAUUUGUAUGAAUUUUUGCCAAUGUCUGACACAUUUUACAAGAUUAUUGUUACUGAAUUAUGUUGCUGGCUUCUCCAAUAUUUUCCUCACACAUUUAGAACAUUUAUUGUAAUGUUUACAAGCAAAAAAAAAGUAAAUCUGUUACAAGCAUUUAUUGUUUAGCUUUAUGAUUCAAAUAUAGUACUACCUUGUCCUUAUACACUGGUAUUUUAUGUUAUAGAACAUGAAUUUGUUCUCAAAUGAUUAGGAAUUUUUAAUCUAGAUUUUAAUAUCUAACUACUGUUGAUACCUUAAAUCCAAUCGUGAUAUUGUUCUCAUUUUGGCUUACUUCUCUUUCCUAAUCCCUUGACUUGCUCAGUGUUAUAGUGAUAUAUCUGUUCAGCACAGAGGCUGGGAUCCAUAGAGCCUCUUAAGUUUUCAAGGGAGCAUUUAUGCAGGCUUGGGAUUUCUUUCCUCCAGUCAUAGCUCUUUGUACUGCAUC